This is a messenger RNA of Sinocyclocheilus anshuiensis, 2898 nucleotides long. RefSeq names its product CDP-diacylglycerol--glycerol-3-phosphate 3-phosphatidyltransferase, mitochondrial-like. Gene Ontology annotation, cellular component: mitochondrion. The transcript is spliced from 11 exons. Gene Ontology annotation, molecular function: CDP-diacylglycerol-glycerol-3-phosphate 3-phosphatidyltransferase activity. The coding region runs from base 1 to 1623 and encodes 540 amino acids. The record is from RefSeq and is a predicted model, not a curated record. Lineage: Eukaryota; Metazoa; Chordata; Actinopteri; Cypriniformes; Cyprinidae. Gene Ontology annotation, biological process: cardiolipin biosynthetic process.
AUGGCGGCGCCCAUGACAUGGAAAAGACUUGUGUUCUCUGCGUAUACUCCUGCUUUCUCUUGGGUUUUUACGAGUGUAACAGAUCGCUUUUUUAGGACACAUGAGCGGAGGAGAGGGUCCACUGUGCUGCUCUUGGCCCCUCUCCUGGCAGAGGCAGACUCAGGCCCCCUGGCCUCCUCCAGACCUCCAGGCUUCACUGGUGUCGAGGGCCUCCACUCUCGGUUCCAGUGGAUGGCUGAUCAUGUACCUGCUUUCAGGGUCCCUGGGGGCCGCAUACGCAUCCUUCACUCACCUGAUGAGUUUUAUCAGACUAUGAAGGCUCGUAUCAAGACAGCCAAGAGUCGUGUGGUUAUGGCUUCACUGUAUUUGGGCACAGGACCACUAGAGCAAGACCUUGUUGAUUGCGUGGAAGAGGCAUUAGAGCACUCACAGGAAGAUCAUGUACCUGAUCUCAAAAUGUCUUUUUUGCUGGAUUAUACCAGAGGCUCAAGAGGUAAGCACAAUUCCCGCACAAUGUUACUGCCGCUGCUCCAGCGUUUUCCUGAGCAAAUGAGAGUGUCCCUGUACCAUACGCCUGACCUGCGGGGGCUGCUGCGUCUUCUGGUUCCCGAACGCUUCAAUGAAACCAUCGGGGUGCAGCACAUCAAGGCAUACCUUUUUGACAACAGUCUCAUUAUUAGUGGGGCCAAUCUGAGCGACUCCUACUUCACCAAUCGUCAGGAUCGUUAUGUUCUGCUGGAGGACUGUGAGGAAGUGGCUGAUUUCCUUGCUGAACUCGUGGGAGUCGUGGGCGACGUGUCACUGCAGCUCCAGCCUGACAACAGUGUGCACAUGAUUGAGGGAAUGGUGCAUCCUUACAAAGGUAACAGAGCAGAGUUUUCUGCAUCGGCACAGAGACGGAUCAUGGAGGUGGUGAACACGGCCCGUGUCCGGCAGAGCAUGCUGGAGGCGGAAUGCUCAGACAUCCUAGACUCGGACAGAAUGGUGCCAAAUGACACUUGGAUCUUUCCACUCAUGCAAAUGAAGCCUCUGGGCAUUCACCUGGAUGAACAAGUAACCCAACGACUGCUCAUAGAGCCAGGUGGAGACUCAGUCGUCUACCUGACAUCGGGUUACUUCAACCUGACGCGCACCUACAUGCAGCUGGUGCUGGGUGCAGCAGCAGACUACCGUAUCCUCAUGGCCUCCCCAGAGGUUAAUGGCUUUUUUGGAGCCAAAGGUGUAGCAGGAGCAAUUCCUGAGGCCUACGUUCACCUCGCCCGACAGUUUUACAAUAAGGUGUGUCAGCUGGGUCAGCAGAGUCAUGUCCACUUGCAUGAAUACCAUCGCCCCAAUUGGACAUUUCAUGCUAAAGGCCUGUGGUACUAUGUGGGAGGAAGUGACCGCCCCUGCCUCACUCUCAUUGGCUCCCCAAAUUUCGGCUAUCGCUCUGUGCACAGGGAUCUGGAGGCUCAGAUUGCCAUAGUAACAGAGAAUGAGGAACUCCAGCUGCAACUGCAACAGGAGCAGGAGGUGUUGUACCAGAGCUCCACACAAGUGUCAAACUCCACGUUUAAUCAGCCAGACCGCCAUGUAAAGCUGUGGGUGCAACUGGUUACUCCACUCAUCAAGAACUUCUUCUAAAGUUCAACAGGCCUGAGGUGACAGAUAUCUCACUGUCUAUGACAGAUGAAAAGUGGGACUGUGCGUGUGUGAUUUGUACACGAGGCAUUUGCAAAUAUCAAUGGUUUCCUGGAUGCAGAUGGCAAAGAUAAAGAUGACUGUCCUGGCAAGCUCCAGUGAAGAUGUUAGAAACAACUCUGUGCUGUUAAGAUUCAAUAACAUUCAUUCUGCUUCUUAUAACCUCAUUGUUAGGAGAGAAUACAUGUAAAACCUGUAUACAGGGUUUGCUGCCAGUGUGAUAGACAUGUAUUUGUAAGCACUGUGGCAGAUGUGAAGGUUUGGCCAUCAGUUUGAUGUGCAGUGCAUUUGUAUGUAUAUAUUUUAGUUAAUUUAACUUUUUUUCUGUGAACAUUCACUUUAAUAAGAUGCUGUUCAACAAAAACCCUUUCCAUUUCUACUUCAUUUACAUUGUACUUUUUGAUUAUUAUUUUUGGUUGAAAAUGUCAGAAGCAGCUAUAAGGCAUCAUUAAUAUUCAUUUCAUUACUAAGGUCAAUGAUAUUCAGUUGAUCUCGCACAUUUCAGCAACACUUAGUUACCUCAGCCAUAUGUAAAAUAUCUAUAUUUCCCUGAAACCUAUGAAAGCUUGUUUUCACCACAAGAUAAAUUAAAGGCAAUUGUGAGUUCUCACAAUUUGUCAUGCUGAGUUUAUAUCUUACAAUUCGGACAACUCACAGUUCUAAGAGAUUAUCUGGAAAUUCUGAGAUGAAAAGUCUGAACUGUGAGAUCACAGCGAGAACAGGUGACAUUUUUUCACUCAUUUUUGACAUUCAGAAUUUGGAGAAAAAAGAUUGAAUUGAGUGUGAAUAUCUCACAUUUCUGCCUUUUUUUCCCCUCAGAAUUGUGCAUUUAUAUUUCAAAAUUCAGACUUUUUUUUUUUCUCCAAAGAAUUGUUUAGCUUAAAAGUUCCAAUUACCUUUUUUAUUCUGUGGUGGUAAUGGGCUUCCAUAGAAACCACUGCAAACUAUCAAGGCUGAGGGCCUUAAAGAAAGUUAAAAAUAAUUUAAUCACCCCCAUGAAGGAGUCACAAUGUUCACUUUUAGUUAAGACUAUCCAUUUACACUCCAUUCUUUAUAGUUUUGUUUGUAACUGUUCAUUAAUGAUGCUCAAUACUGAAAAUGAGCAUAUGACUUUCAUUAAUAUUUAGUACAGCAGAGUUUAUAGAAGAGCUCCAAAUCCUGACACAAACCUUUACACAGUACGCCUGGGAUGGAUUUGAGCAGCACUGUAUUUGAGUG